CUGAAGAGCAAGAGCUGUCGUCCUCCUCCAAGAAGAAUUACGUUGUGAGAGCGUAACUUAGACGUAGUCCAAGUAAGCAUGCUUUUAUGAAACAACUGGUCGGUUUGUUGGUUUUUUAAUCAGGCAGAAGUGUGAAGUAAGUUUUUCAAGUAAGCGUUUCUCAGAAGCCAAUGCUUGAGCACCGCGGCCAAAGGAGUGCAAGGCGACUUGACUUGAUCCGGCGUCCACACAUAAUUCCGAGUGUGUCCAUGGCAUAACGCCGGCUCUGCGACUUCUUUCCGGGGGAGUGGCCGUCCUACCUCACCCCGCUGCCACAUUGCUGGAGUGCCAUAGCAUCACUGUGGUUACUGUGUAACACUCCCAAGAAGUGCCAUUGUUACUGUAACCAUGCCGGCCCUGUCUACGGGAACAGGCCCUGACACAGGUCUGUAUGAGCUGCUGUCAGUGUUGCCAUCUCAGCUGCAGGCUCAUGUGGAGAGUGCAGAUGACCGCUCCUUUCUACACACCAUGUUCGGGGAGAGGAGUCUGCACUCACUUGUUAAGAUCCAUGAGAAGUUACAGCAUUAUGAGGAGACCUGUCCUGCUCCAGUAUUGGACAGUGCUGGUGCUCUUGCCCAGGGCUUGUCUGAGGAGCUGCAGGCUAAGCCACUGAGUGCUGAGGUCAGAGAGCUGCUGAAGUUGCUGUCAAAACCCCACGUGAAGAGUUUGCUGUCAGUUCAUGAUACAGUGGCUCAGAAGAGUUAUGAGCCUGAGCUUCCUCCUCUGCCAGACGACAUCGACGAUGAUGAAGAUUCAGUGAAAAUCAUCAGACUCGUCAAGAAUAAAGAGCCUCUGGGGGCCACCAUCAAAAGGGAUGAACGCACAGGGGCCAUCGUAAUAGCCCGCAUCAUGAGAGGAGGAGCAGCUGAUAGAAGUGGCCUGAUCCACGUAGGAGACGAGCUGAAAGAGGUCAACGGUAUCCCCGUGGGUGACAAGAAACCAGAGGAUAUCAUUCGCAUUCUGGCCCAGUCUCAGGGUGCCAUCACAUUUAAAGUGGUGCCAGGCAUACAGGACGAAGGCCUAGCUAAGGAGCCGAAGGUGUAUCUGAGGGCUCUGUUUGACUAUAACCCGGAGGAGGAUAAGGCUAUUCCCUGUAGAGAGGCAGGUCUGGCCUUUAGGAGAGGGGAUGUGCUGCAGGUCGUGUGUCAGGAUGAUGCCACAUGGUGGCAGGCCAAGCAUGAAGGAGACGUCAACCCCCGCGCCGGCCUCAUCCCGUCCAAGCACUUCCAGGAGAGGAGGCUUGCUCUCAGACGACCCAUGACCAACACUCAGCCUCAGAAAAUCUCAAGAAAACCAUCUGGUUUCCGGAGGAGUUUCCGGCUCAGCAGAAGAGACAAGAAGACGAAUAAGUCUAUGUAUGAAUGUAAAAAGAGUGAGCAGUAUGACACUGCUGACGUCCCAACUUACGAAGAAGUGGCCCCUUAUCGCAAAGGACACGGAGCCAAACAUAGACUCGUCAUUUUGGUCGGUCCUACUGGAGUGGGUUUGAAUGAAAUGAAGAGGAAGUUGUUAAUAUCUGACCCGCAGCACUUCGGUGUCACCAUUCCUCACACCUCUCGAACGAAGAGGAGCCAAGAGAGUGAUGGUGUGGAGUAUCACUUCAUCUCUAAACACCUGUUUGAAACAGAUAUUCACAACAACAAGUUUAUUGAACAUGGUGAAUACAAGGGGAAUUACUAUGGGACGAGUGUGGACUCUGUUCGGUCAGUUUUAGCCAAAAACAAGGUGUGCCUUCUGGAUGUGCAGCCCCAUACACUGAAGCAUCUCCGCACAGCUGAAUUUAAGCCCUACGUGGUGUUUGUGAAGCCUCCGUCCAUCGAGCGUUUAAGAGAGACCAGGAAGAAUGCUAAAAUAAUCUCAGGCAAGGAUGACAAGGGCUCAUCCAAACCUUUCAUGGAGGAAGACUUCCAGGAGAUGAUCAAUGCCGCUCAGCUGAUGGAGAACCAGUACGGUCAUCUCUUUGAAAAGGUCAUUGUCAACGACGACCUGGCGGCUGCUUUCAGUGAGCUGAAGCUGGCCCUGAGGAAGGUGGAGACAGAGACUCACUGGGUCCCUAUCAGCUGGACACACUCAUGAGAGACAGCACACAAACAGAGAAAGUUUCAAAAAAGAAGCAACACAACAAAGGGAAGAACAUUGUAGUCUAUGACUGCAGACAGAGCUUUCAUUUAGGCUAAAUCUGGUGAUGGGGGUUGCUUUUGGGAUAUUUUAACAGAUCUAUGAUGGUUUAUGGGUUCCUACAACACUAAAAGAAGGAAUUAUGGGUUUGUUUUUGUUUGUAUUUGGUCAACAUAGCUGGACCGGAGUGGACUGAACUGUCUAAUUACACUCAAAUGUCGUCAAGUGUUUCUGAUCGUUUAGCAGCCACUACGGAAGUGUGUUUACGCCUGACUGCCAAUCAAGUGGUUGAGUGGCAUUGACCGCUCUGUGGUGUAAUUUUAAUGUUAGUUUAUAGAAACCAAAGGGAUGAUUAUUAUUUUUCUGUGUUCAGUGUACAUUUUUGUAUUGAAGCUUAGAUGUGAAAUAUGGGAAAGUACAAACAGUUUGGCCUUUUAAGUCUUAAACUGUUCUCAUUGGGUGACGCUUUUUUAAGCACACAAACCCCCUGUGAGCUGCAGUGUUAGUACAACACAGACAAAACAUUUACUCAGAACAUUGAUGAAUGACCUCCAGGGGGGUCUAUGUAGUAAUAUUUAAUUAGAAAAUUAAUAUAUUUUAAUAUUUUUUUCUGAUGUUUAUACAUUUUAUAUACACACAAGCAAUAUCUUAACCAUCUGUCCUUUAAAAAAAAGGUUAGAUCAACACUCCAUGGAGUAUUUUUCAAAAUAAUGUCUAAUAAUGAUGAUUACUGCUGAAGAAUGAAAUCGGAAUCCUAUCAGAAUUAAAAGGCUUAUCAGCUCAGGAGACCUUUUAAUGUGUAAUAUUCUGCUCUCAAGAUCUGAGGCAGAUUAAAAGAGGAGUGAGGUUUUACUCUGAUUACAAAGCUUAAAAAUAAGGCAGGUCAACACAUCUCAGAGAAACAUUUGAAAUUCUGUCUGAAACGUCUCUAUGACAGAGGUGUGCAACUAGUCCUGGAGGGUCAGUGUCCUGCAUAGUUUAGUCAAUUCCCUUUCAAAGACAUUACCAAACUGAGCUUGACACCAGUCCUCCAGUAGAGUAGACUACCUCUGCUCUCUGGCUUGACAUUAAAAAGGAAUUCCACAGACGUUUCAGUGUUUUACCAUUUUUAUUUUUUUUUAGCAUAAUUCAGUUGUUGAGAUCUAAAGGAAGUCAUUCAGAGUGCUCUGAUGUGAAAUGGUGUGUUCUACAGAACUUACCAACAAGUUCUUUGCAGUUAUGGUGAUUGGAACCAGAGAUCCUAGUGUUUACAGUGCAAAUAUAGUUUUACUAUCCAAACCACCAGUGGAAUUACACGUAUUUUGUGUUUUUUAUACAUGUUGCUGAUGGUAAAAAAGUGGCUAAUCUCCAAACAAAAAAAAAAACAAAAAAAUGACCUUUUUCUUUGGGGACUGUUAUAACGUUUCCAGCCAUGCCUAACCUCUCUAGCAUUAAUGGACUUGAUAUAAAUUUAAAUUCAAAACUAUUGUAAAUCAGUGUCUCAGGCAUCAGGCAGCAUAUUUGUAGCCAUUUCAUGUAUUUGUAGCCAUUUCAAGCCCAAGUUGGGAUGUUGUGCAAAAUGUAAAUAAAAAAAUGCAAUUAUGUCCAAAUCAUUUAAACCACAAUAGUACAAUGACAACAUCUCAGCUGUUGAAACUGAGAAAUUUUGUUUUUUGAAAAAUAUAUGCCCAUUUUAAAUUUGAUGUCAGUGAUGUUGUUUGAAUUAAGUUGGGAUGAGGGCAUGUUUACCACUGUGUUGCAUUACCUCUUCUUUUAACACUCUAUAUGCAUUUGGGAACUGAGGAAACCAACUGCUGCAGUUUUGAAAGUGAAAUGUUUUCCUGUUCUUGCUUGAUAUAGGAUAUAGGACAUUGUCUUGCUGAAAUAAGCAAGGCUUCCCCUGAAAAAGAUGUCAUCUGAAUGACGGCUCCAAAAUUUGUACAUAUUGUUCAGCGUUAAUGGUGCCUUCACAAAUGUGCAAGUCACCCAUGGAUGCUGGAUGACUGGACCACAGGACCCUUUUCACUUCGCCUCAGUCCAUCUUAAAUGAGCUCUGGCCCAGCUGCAUUUGUGGUUCCUGUUUACAUAUGGUUUCUGCAUUGCAUGGUAGAGUUUUAACCUGCAUUUGUGGAUGAGCCCAUGCAACAAUUACCAGUAUAGAAUCUUACCUGUUUUUAAUGCAUUGCUGCUCAAAGAUCACAGCCAUCCAGUAUUGGUUUUUGGCCUUGUCCCUUGCAAACAGAUUUCUGUGGAGUAGAUGAUGAAAAUGCCCAAGUUCUUUGCGAGUUUGAGAAACAUUAUUUUUUUAAUUGUUGUACUAUUUGUCUGUACAGUCUUUCACAGAGUGAAAAAAGAUGAACCCUUCUCCAAGUCAGUGUUGCACCAGGUGUUUUUUCUAGCAUUACACAACUUUACUAGCCUUUUGUUGCCCCCGUCCCAACUUUUUUUAAAACAUGUUGGCUUCAAAUUUAAAAUGGGCAUAUAUUUUUUUCAAAAAACACUACGAUUACUCUAUUUCGGCAUUUGAUAUAUUGUCUUUGUGCUAUUUUCAAUCAACUGUAGGCUUUAAAUGAUUUGCACAUCAUUGAAUUCUGUUUUUAUUUACAUUUUGCUGUGUCACAACGUUUUUGGAAAAAGGUUAUAAUAGUUUUUCACGAGUGAGCAUUUAGAGGCAUUAAAUGAUUCAGAUGUCUACUUUCUAUCAGUACUAUUGUGAACAUUUAUGACUCUUAGGCUUCUUUAGUAUGGAGCAUUUCACAUCAAACCUCUAUGAUUGACUUUGUUUGCAUCUCAGCCAUAAAAUUUUGCAGCAAUUUUGAAAAAUCUAAGGACCUCCCCUUUACCAGUAGUCAGUCUUCUGUACUUAUACCAUUUGUUUUUAUUUGUUGCCCCCCCCCACACACACAUUUUUAGUCUUCCAUUUACUCUUUUGGCUCCUCUUGUUUAUCUUCUGCUGUCUCCAUCUUAAUUUGUUUAGGUGAAACAUUCCAUCAAUAUACAUUUUGUACCCUUGCCUUCAUUACCAAGGGACACUUCCAUCUUUCUUGUGCUGUCACAGCUCAGAGACACUUCUUAAAGUGAAAUACAGCAAUAAGUGAAAGUCAUUAAACUGGUUCUUCCUAAACAGCA
Pygocentrus nattereri (red-bellied piranha) is the source of this 5265-nucleotide messenger RNA. RefSeq names its product membrane protein, palmitoylated 7a (MAGUK p55 subfamily member 7) (gene mpp7a). Gene Ontology annotation, biological process: protein localization to adherens junction. Gene Ontology annotation, molecular function: protein binding. The transcript has 17 exons. Lineage: Eukaryota; Metazoa; Chordata; Actinopteri; Characiformes; Serrasalmidae. Bases 388 to 2115 code for a protein of 575 amino acids. Gene Ontology annotation, cellular component: cell-cell junction; plasma membrane. The record is from RefSeq and is a predicted model, not a curated record.